Messenger RNA from Rotaria sordida, 651 nucleotides. The record is from the annotation of a GenBank genome assembly. NCBI's taxonomy places the organism in Eukaryota, Metazoa, Rotifera, Eurotatoria, Philodinida, Philodinidae.
AUGGACGUCAAUAAGACGUCUUCUACUGAUUCGCUUGAAAAGCUUUAUGCUGAAAUAGCACAAAAGACAGCAGCGGCAAUAACUGCUGAAGGACGACCACUGUCUGGUAAUAAUGGAUUAUCUAUCCAACGUUCUCUUCCACAAUUACCACGCUAUCAACCACCACCACCUCCUUCACCACCAAUGGAACGAUACAUGGUGUGUCGAAUGUUUUUUCCCACAUCGGGUCAUAUGGGAUUUGAUACAAUUAAAUUAUCCGGUGAAUUACCUCCUAUUGAAAUAAUUCGCGAAAUGAUUCUUUAUGAAACAUAUCUUCGUUUGUCUGAUUCAAUUCAAAAAAUUAUGGAUGAAUAUCAUACUGAUGAAUGUGCUGUUACUUAUAUACAUAAUCUUAUUCAACAACAUGUUGUAGAAUAUUUCGGAUAUCGAGAUGUUAAUGCAUUACGUACAGCUCUAUAUCGUUUUCCAGAUGAUCCUAUUGUUCAAGCAGCUUUUUAUGUUAAAUACAAUAAAAUUUCACAAGGUGUAGUCCAACAAGGUCAAUGUACUAGAGAUGUCAAUUUGUAUACAAUAGAUGGUCAACCAACAAAUCUCUUUUCUCAAAUUUCAGCUGGCCAACCAUUAAUAAUAUUGGCUGGUUCAACAACUUGA